This is a messenger RNA of Besnoitia besnoiti, 750 nucleotides long. Its product is annotated as PHD-finger domain-containing protein. The record is from RefSeq and is a predicted model, not a curated record. Bases 1 to 750 code for a protein of 249 amino acids. The transcript has a single exon. NCBI's taxonomy places the organism in Eukaryota, Apicomplexa, Conoidasida, Eucoccidiorida, Sarcocystidae.
AUGGUGCCCCCUGGGGGCGCGAGCCCCGCACAGGUUGCAGGCGAGGGCCGCGGCGAGGGCGCUGCUUCCCCGUCGUCCGCGGAAACGUCCGUGGCUGCGCACAGCUCUCUGAACAACUCGUAUUUGUCUUCUGGUCUCGCCUCUAAAGAAGCCGCGUCGUCGCCAGACGCCACGGCGGAAGGGCCCUCGGCGGCCGCCUCGUCGGCGGAUGCCUCCGCUUCUGCGGCGCGCGCCGCGACGCCCUCUUCGUCUUAUUCACCGACUGCCUCAGCCUCUUCUCGCUCGAAACCGGCAGGAGGCGCGGAUGCAACCCGCGAGCAGGCAGCGUCGGCGGCUGCGCAGCAGUCGCCUGCUGGAGGGCUAGACGAGGCCGACGCGCCCCGGGCGGCCUCAAAAGACUCCCAAGGCUUCCCAGUCCCCGAUCCCCUGCGCCUCGUGGGCUCUGCGGCUGCGCCCGCCGGCGUGCAGCUCUCCUCGGGGGGGGCAAGCCGAAGUCCGCCGAGGACGCGGCCGGCGCCGCUGCUCGGCCUCGCUGCAGCUCCUCCCCGUCCUCUGCGCGCGGGGACUCUUCGCCCAGGCCUGCUGCGUUCGGGAGCGGCUCCGCGACCGUCUCUCCGGCGAACGCCUCGUCGGCGUCCACGUCCGGCGCCGUCCCCCCGGGCGUGGCCUCGGUGCCGGCGGCGGUCGCGGCCCCAACCCCAAACAGUCUUUUGGAGAACUUCACGGCCGUGGCUUCGUCGGGGGCCCUGA